AUGGAUUUCCUUCUCGGAGACUUCUGCCUGUCCUGCGAUCGUCAGACCAACGGGACAAACUUCUGUUCCUCGGCAUGCCGUCUCACACAACUCGAUCACUAUACCCUGGCGUCGUCGACGCCAUCCUCCUCUCCCCGUGACACCAGUAUCACCACGUUCUUCUCUUCGUUACAACGCCCUUCACUGUACAUCAACACGAACACGACCGGUCUCUACCUUCCACCAGCCUACGACUUCUCCAUCCACCGGACCUCGUCUUCGAACUCGCUCUCUACAUCCCAGAUCUCUCGCCCAGUCAGCCCUAAGCUGUCCGAACAAGCCCAGAAUGAUCUGAAGGACUAUGUGGGAUCGUUCGACCAGACAAGGACCUUGAAGAGACGAGUGUCAAUGCAAAGCAAUGAAGACAUAAAAGCCUCUUGGAGAGGG
This is a messenger RNA of Cladophialophora psammophila CBS 110553, 426 nucleotides long. RefSeq lists its product as uncharacterized. The record is from RefSeq and is a predicted model, not a curated record. The annotation marks the transcript as partial. The transcript has a single exon. NCBI's taxonomy places the organism in Eukaryota, Fungi, Ascomycota, Eurotiomycetes, Chaetothyriales, Herpotrichiellaceae.